Messenger RNA from Loxodonta africana (African savanna elephant), 9360 nucleotides. It is a transcript of the gene ADAP2, whose product is annotated as ArfGAP with dual PH domains 2. The transcript has 11 exons. The record is from RefSeq and is a predicted model, not a curated record. Gene Ontology annotation, molecular function: phosphatidylinositol-3,4,5-trisphosphate binding; phosphatidylinositol bisphosphate binding; GTPase activator activity. NCBI's taxonomy places the organism in Eukaryota, Metazoa, Chordata, Mammalia, Proboscidea, Elephantidae. Gene Ontology annotation, biological process: heart development; positive regulation of GTPase activity. The coding region runs from base 53 to 1225 and encodes 390 amino acids. Gene Ontology annotation, cellular component: plasma membrane; intracellular membrane-bounded organelle; cytoplasm.
GCGUGGCGGGGGACGAUCGCAGCUGAGCUCCGCUGAGCCCGCAGGGGCCGCCAUGGGCGACUGCGAGCGCAACAAGAAGCGGCUGCUGGAGCUGCUGCAGAGGGCGGGCACCGGCAACGCGCACUGCGCCGACUGCGGGGAGCCGGAUCCCGACUGGGCCUCUUACAAGCUGGGAAUCUUCAUUUGUCUGAACUGCUCUGGCGUCCACCGCAACUUCCCAGCCAUCAGCAAAGUUAAAUCCGUGAGACUUGACUUCUGGGAGGACAGCAUUGUGGAGUUUAUGACGCACAACGGGAACCUCCGUGUGAAGGCCAAGUAUGAAGCCAGAGUCCCUGCUUUCUACUAUGUUCCCCAAGCCAACGACUGCUUGGUCUUAAAGGAACAAUGGAUUCGAGCUAAAUAUGAGAGACAGGAGUUUAUGGCUGAUGGGAAAACCAUCUCACCCCCAGGUAACCGCGAAGGGUUCCUGUGGAAGCGGGGAAGGGACAACGCGCAGUUCCUGAAAAGGAGGUUUGUCCUCCUGGCAAGAGAAGGCCUCCUGAAGUACUACACUAAAGAAGAGGGUAAAGGCCCCAAAGCUGUCAUCAGCAUCAAGGACUUGAAUGCCACCUUCCAGACAGAGAAGAUAGGGAACCCCCACGGGCUGCAGAUUACCUACAGGAGAGAGGGUCACGUCAGGAACCUGUUUGUGUACCAUGAAAGUGGGAAGGAGAUAGUGGACUGGUUCAAUGCCCUCCGCGCAGCCCGUCUGCAGUACCUAAAAAUGGCCUUUCCUGAGCUUCCAGAAUCUGAGCUCGUGCCCCUCAUCACCAGGAAUUACGUCAAACAAGGCUUCAUGGAAAAGACUGGUCCAAAGCAGACAGAACCUUUCAAGAAACGGUGGUUCGCCCUGGAUUCUCAGGAGCGGAGGCUACUCUACUACAAGAACCCACUGGAUGCUUUUGAGCAGGGCCAAGUUUUUAUUGGGAGUAACGAGCAGGGCUAUGACAUCUACGAAGACCUGCCCAAGGGCAUUCGAGGGAAUCACUGGAAAGCUGGCCUCACCAUUGUCACUCCACAGCGGAAAUUUGUCUUCACCUGCCCUACAGAGAAGGAGCAGCGGGAAUGGCUGAGGAGUCUGCGGGAUGUCCUGUACCGCCCCUUGACCCCCCUCAACCACCUCACAAAAAUGUUCCUGGAGGAGUUCCUUCUUUGUGCACAUUUUAGAAGAAAUAUUAGAAACUAACACCUGCAUUGACCAUUACCUGCUCUGGAAGGAAAGACGCAAGCUGAGGAGGCAUCUCUACCGGACCAUGGUCUGGCCCCAUCACUAACUUGAGGCCAUUGGGAAAACUCACGUCCUCACCUCUGUGCCUUUUUUUUUUAAAUAGGUUUUAUUUUUUUUAGAGCAGUUUUAGAUUUACUGAAAAAUUGUGCAGAAAGUACAGAGUUCCCGUAUACCCUCUGCCCUGCACACUGUUUCUCCUGUUCCUAUGGUGGAGCCCUGGUGGUGCAGUGGUUAAAGCACUUGGCUGCUAACCAAAAGGUUGGUGAUUCAAACCCGGCAGCCACUUGGUGGGAGAAAGAUGUGACAGUCUGCUUCUGUAAAGAUUUACAGUCUUGGAAACCCUAUAGGGCAGUUCAGCUCUGUCCUAUAGGGUUGCUAUGAGUCGGAAUCAGCUCAACCGCAGUGGGUUUGAUUUGGUUUAUUCCUAUAGUACAUUUGUUACAACUGAUGAACUGAUACUGUUAUUAUUAAUUGAAAUCCACACUUUACAUUAGGGUUCACUCUUUGUGUUGUACAGUCCUAUGGGUUUUGACCAAUGCUUAACGUCAUGCGUCCCUCAUUACAGUAUCAUACAGAAUAAUUUCAUCACCCUAAAAAUGCCCUCUGUUCCUCCUAUCCUCCCUCCCCCCUCCUGUUGACACUCUGGCAACCACUGAUCAUUUCUCACUGUCAGUAUAGUUUUGUCUUUUCCAGAAUGUCACAUAUUUGGAAUCAUACAGUAUAUACCAGAUGAUUGACUUCUUUCAUUUAGCAAUAUGCAUUUAAAUUUCUGCCACAUGUUUUCCUUCAUGUCUUUUCUUGGCUUGAUAGCUCAUUUAUUUUUAUCAUGUCCUUAGGUUUUUUUUUUUCUCUUUGAAAUGAGGAAAUUGUGUAAAUAUUGAAAUUCAGUAUAUGUAGCAAGCAUUUUUGAGCACCAUCUAGGUGCCAAAGCCUGGGAAUAGGCAGGAACAAGAUGCUGUGGUCCCUGCUGUCACAGUUAGAAGUUAUUGGGGGAUGCAGCCCCUAAAACGGCAGUACAAUGAGGCAAGUGGUCAGAAAGGGGAUGUACAGGCUGCUGUGUGAACGUGUGGCAAUAGGUUUUACCCUAAUUGAGGGGGAAAGGGAAGCCUCCUUCCUCUUCAGAAAGUGACAUUUAAGCUGAAAACUUAUAGCUAUUUAAAAGCUGGUCAAAGGGAAGAAGAAGAGGAAAGCAUUCUAAGGCUGAGGGAAGAAAAUGUUCAAAAUUAGGAGAUGGGGAAGAUGAUCACACAUUUAAGAAACUGAAAGAAAUCUUGAAUGUCUGAAAUGUGACAGAAACAGAUGGCCAAGAUCUCCUCUCUGUGAUUCUUUGUUCAUUUCAUCUCCUUUCCAGUGAUGUGGGGAAAUACACUCCAUGUUCUCCAUUUCAGUGGGGAUCCAGAGGGUUGGGAGGGUCUUUAAGAGGCUCCCUGCACUUGAUGGAAUUUUCCUUUGGAUCCCCCAAUCAGAGGACAAGCAUCACCAACAGGAUUUCUCUUUUCUGAAGCUCCUGAUGGCUCAGGUGAAGAGGUGGGGGUCUUCCCUUGGCUCCUAAAGCAUCUUAAAAACGCCUGUGUUUUUAGCACCUGAGAGAUUGUGAUGUACAUGUCAGUUUAUUUGUCUGCCAUGAACUCUGUGGGGUACACUCUGCUAAGUUCUGGGGUUGAGAAAAUGAAUAUGGCACAGUCCCUGCCCUCAAGGAACUUAAGGUCCAGAAAGAAAGUAAACAAGCAGUAAUGAAACUACUCACGGAGCGAAACUAGGAUUCUAAGGGAGGGAGUUUAGAGACCAUCAAGAAUAGAUUUGAUGCUUUGAAUACUAACUACCUGAAGAUGAGACAAGUUAUGGGAUGACAACAACGACAUCAUACAUGAAGAAAGCAAAAAGUCAAUAAAAAGACAGAAAAGAAAGAAAAGACCAAAAUGGAUGUUGGAAGAGACUCUGAAACUUGCUGUUGAACAUAGAGUAGCUAAAACUAAUGGAAGAAGUGAUGAAGUAAAAGAGCUGAACAGAAGAUUUCAAAGGGUGGCUCUAAAAGGCAAAGUAUUAUAUGACAUGUGGAAGACUGGAGUUACAGAACCAAAAGAGAAGAACAUGCUCAACAUUUCUCAAGCUGAAAGAACUAAAGAAAAAAUUCAAGCCUCGAGUUGCAAUAUCGAAGGAUUCUAUGGGCAAAAUAUUGAAUGAUGCGGGAAGCAUCAAAAGAAUAUAGAAAGAAUACACAGAGCCACUGUACCAAAGAGAAUUGGUCAACGUUCAACCACUUCAGGAGGUAGUGUAUUAGCAAGAAACGAUGGUACUGAAGGAAGAAGUCCAAGUUGCACUGAAGGCUUUGGCAAAAAACAAGUCUCCAGGAAUUGAUGGGAUACCAGUAAAGAUGUUUCAACAAAUGGAUGCAACGCUGGAAGCACUCACUUGUCUAUGCCAAGAAAUUUGGAAGACAGCUACCUGGACAACCAACUGGAAGAGAUCCAUACUUGUGCCCAUUCCAAAGAAAGGUGAUCCAAUAGAUGUGGCAAUUAUGGAACAAUAUCAUCAGUAUCACAUGCAAGUAAAAUUUUGCUGAAGAUAAUUUAAAAGUGGUUAUGGCAGUACAUUGAACCACCAGAAAUUCAAGCUGGAUUCAGAAGAGGACGUGGAGCGAGGAGUAUCACUGACACAGUGCCUGCAACAUUGGGUUCAAACCAGAAUAACUGUGAGGAUGGCACAGGACUGGGCAACAUUUCAUUCUGUUGUCCAUAGGGCUGCUAUAAGUUGGAACCAACUCGACGGCAGCUAACAACAAGGGGGGAGCCAUGGCAAAUAUAUAUAUAUAUAUAUCUCAUUAUAGCUACACCCUUCUCCUAUGCCUGGCAACCGCUCAUCUGUUUUCUGUCACUAUAGUACUUUUUGACGAUGCCAUAUAAAGGGAAUCAUGCAAUAUAUAAUCUUAGGGACUGGCUGGCUUUAUUCAUUUGGCGUAAUGACUUUGAGAUUCUCCCUGGUCACUGCGUGUAUCAAUAGUUCUUUGCUUUUUAUUGCUGAGUGGUAGUCCAGUAAGUGGCUGUACUACAGUUUGUUUAUCCAAUGAAAUAGUACUCAGCAAUAAAAAGGAACAAAUUAUUGAUACAUGCAAUAAUGCCGCAUAAUCAGGGUCAUGUGGUUGUUAGAUGCCAUUCAGUUUGCUCUUACUCAUAGAGACCCUACGUACAAUGAAACAAAACACUGCCCGGUCCGGUGCCAUCCUCACAAUAGUGGCUAUGUUUGAGCCCAUUGUUGCAGCCAUUGCGUCAAACCAUCUCGCCAAGGGUCUUCGUCUUAUUCACUGACCCUCUACUUUACUAAGCAUGAUGUCCUUCUCCAGGGACUGGUCCCUCCUGAUAACAUGUCCCAAUUACAUGAGACAAAGACUCGCCAUCUUCACUUCUAUAGAGCAUUCUGGCUGUACUUCAAAGACAGGUUUGUUUGCUCCUUGGGCAGUCCACGAUAUAUUGAAUAUUCUUUGCCAACACCAUAAUUCGAAGACGUCAAUUCUUCUUUGAUCUUCCUUAUUCAUCGUCCAGCUUUUGAAUGCUUACGAGGCGAAUGAAGAUACCAUGGCUCGGGUCAGGCACAUGUUAGUCCUCGAAGUGACAUCUUUGCUUUUUAACACUGUAAAGAUGUCUUUUGCAGCUGUUUUGCCUAAUUCAAUACAUUGUUUGGUUUCUUGACUGUUGCUUCCAUGGGUGUUGAUUGUGAAUCCAAGUAAAAUGGAAUCCUCUACAACUUCAAUCAUUUCUCCAUUUAUCAUGAUGUUGCUUAUUGGUCCACUUGUAAGGGUUUUUGUUUUCUUUAUGUUGAGGCGUAAUCCAUACUGAAGUCUGUGGUCUUUGAUCUUCAUCAGUAAGUGCUUCAAGUCUUCUUCGCUUUGAGCAAGCAAGGUUGUGUCACAUGCAUAUCACAGGUUGUCAAUGAGUCUUCCUCCAAUCCUGAUGCCCCAUUCUCAGACUAUUUGCUCAGAAUACAGAUUGAAUAAGUACGGUGAAAGGAUACAACCUGGACACAUACCUUUGCUGACUGUAAACCACACAGUAUCCCCUUGUUCUGUUAGAGUGACUGCUUCUUGGUCUAUGUACAGUUUCCUCAUCAGCAAAUUAAGUGUUCUGGAAUUCCCAUUCUUCACAAUGUUAGCCAUAGUUUGUUAUGAACCACACUGUUGAAUGCCUCAGCAUAGUCAAUAAAACACAGCUAAACAUCUUUCCGGUAUUCUCUACUUUCAGCCAAGAUCCAUCUGACAUCAGAGAUGAUAACCCUCAUUCCACGUCCUUUUCUGAAUCUGGCUUGAAUUUCUGGCAGUUCCCUGUUGAUGUACUGCUGUAACCACUUUUGAAUUAUAUUCAGCAAAAUUUUGCUUGCAUGUGAUAUUAAUUAUAUUGUUCCAUAAUUUUUGCAUUCUGUUGGAUCACCUUUCUUUGGAAUGGGCACAAAUAUGGAUCUCUUCCAGUUGGUUGGCCAGGUAGCCGUCUUCCAAAUAUCUUGGCAUAGACGAGUGCGUGCCUCCAGUGCUGUAUCCGUUUGUUGAAACUUCUCAAUUGGUAGUCCAUCAAUUCUUGGACCUUGUUUUUUGCCAAUGUCUUCAGUGCAGCUUGGACUUCUUCCUUCAAUACCAUCAGUUCUUGAUCGUAUGUUACCUCCUGAAGUAGUUAAACGUGGACCAAUUCUUUUUGGUACAGUGAUUCUUAUUCCUUCCAUAUUCUUUUGAUGCUUCCUGUGUUGUUCAAUAUUUUCCCUGUAGAACCCUUCAAUAUGGAAACUCGAGGCUUGAAUUUUUUCUUUAGUUCUUUCAGCUUGAGAAAUGCCAACCAUGUUCUUCUCUUCUGGUUUUCUAACUCCAGGUCUUUUCACAUUUCAUUAUAAUACUUUACUUUGUCUUCUCAAGCCGUCCUUUGAAAUCUUCUUUUCAACUCUUUUAUGUCAUUUCUUCCAUUUUCUUUAGCUACUCUAUGUUCAAGAGCAAGUUUCAGAGUCUCUUCUGACAUCCAUUUUGGUUUUAUUUUUCUUACUUGCCUUUUUUAAGGACCUUUCACUUUUUUCAUGUAUGUCCUUGAUAUCAUUCCACAACCUGUCUGGUCUUUGGUCAUUAGUGUUCAAUGUGUCAAAUCUAUUCUUGAGGUGGUGUCUAAAUUCAAGUGGGAUAUACUCAAGGUCUUACUUUGGCUCCUGGGGACUUCUUCUAAUUUUCUUCAGCUUCAACUUGAACGUAUGAGCAGUUGACAGUCUGUUCCGCAGUCGGCCCCUGGCCUUGUUCUGACUGAUGAUAUUGAGCUUCUCCAUUGUUUCUUUCCACAGAUGUAGUCGAUCUGAUUCCUGUGUGUUCCAUCUGGUGAGGUCCAUGUGUAAAGUCACUGAUUAUGUUGUUGAAAAAAGGUAUUUGCAAUGAAUAAGUCAUUGGUCUUGCAAAAUUCUAUUGUAUGAUCUCUGAUACUGUUUCUAUCACCAAGGCCAUAUUUUCCAACUACCAACCCUUCUUUGAUUCCAACUUUCAUAUUCCAAUCACCAGUAAUUAUCAAUGCAUCUUGAUGGCACAUUUGAUCAAUUUCAGACUAUAGCAGUUGGUGAAAACCUUCAAUUUCCUCAUCUUUGGCAUUAAUGCUUGGUGCAUAAAUUUGAAUAAUAAUCAUAUUACCUGGUCUUCCUUAUAGGAAUAUGGAUAUUAUCUUACUACUGACAUUGUACUUCUAGAUAGAUAUUGAAGUGUUCUUUUUGUUGAUGAAUUGUGACUCCAUCCCUUUUCAAUUUGUCAUUCCCAGAACAGUAGACUAUAUGAUUGUCUGAUUCAAAAUGGCCAGUAUCAGUCCAUUUCAGGUCACUAAUGCCUAGAAUAUGCCUAGAAUAUUGAUGUUUAUGUGUUCCAUUUCAUUUUUGACAAUUUCCAAUUUUCUUAGAUUCAUAGUUUGUACAUUCCAUGGUCCUAUUAUUAAUGGACAUUUGCCGAUGUUUCUUAUCAUUUUGAGUUGUGUCACAUCAGGAAAUGAAGUUCCAAAAGCUUGACUCCACCUAAAUCAUUAAGGUUAAUUCUACUUUGAGGAGGCAGCUUUUCCUCAGUCAUAUUUUGAGUGCCUUCCAACCUGAGGGGCUCAUCUUCCAGAACUAUAUCAGACAAUGUUCUGUUGCUAUCCAUUAGGUUUUCACUGGCCAAUUUUUCCAGAAGUUGACCAUCAGAUCCUUCUUCCUUGUCUGUCUUAGUCUGGAAGCUCCACUGAAACCUGUCCACGGGUGACCCUGUUGGUAUUUGAAAUACCGAUGGCAUAGCUUUCAGCAUCACAGCAACAUGCAAGCCAGCACAGUACAGCAAACUGACAGACAAGUGGGUUAUAUGGUAGGUGUAUAUUUAACUUCGUAAGAAACUGUCAAACUGCUUUCUGGAGUGGCUAUUAAAAACACAAACAAAUAAAACAAAUCCAAUGCCAUCAAGUCGAUUCUGACUUAAAGUGAUCCUAUAGGACAGAGCAGAAUGGCCCCAUAGGGAUUCCAAGGCUGUAAAUCUUUACUGGAGUUGACUGCCACACUUUCUUCCAAGGAGCAGCUGGCAGAUUCAAACCAUGGACCAUUUGAUUAGCAGCUGAGCUCUUAGCCACUGUGCACCAGGGCUCCUUUACCACUCUGUGUUUCCACCGGCACUGUACGAGAGUUCCAGUUACUCUGCAUCAUCACUAGCACUUAGUAUUGUCAGUGUGUUUUAUUUCAGGCAUUGUAAUAGGUAUGUAGUGGACGCUCAUCACGAUUUUAAUCUGUAUUUCCCUAGCGGCUAGUGAUUUACAUUCUUAUUUUCUAUCUUUGAUGAAAUGACUGUCCAAGUGCAUUAGCCCCUUUCUUAAGCUGGUUGUUUUCUUAUUGUUGAGUUUUGAGAGCUUUUUUUAAAUUAAUUCUGGAUACUAUUUUUUUGACAGAUACAGGACUUGCAAACAUUUUCCCCCAGCCUGUGGCUUGUCUUCUUAUCCCCUGAACAGAGUCAGUGAAGCCUUCUUUAAUCAAGACGUUGAGGUCAGGGUUCAUGACUUUCUCUAUUUUAUGCAGAUUUUUGUUUGGUAAUAGAAAUUUUUGACUUGCUGGCCUGACAGACUGGAGAAACCCUGAGAGUAUGGCUCCCAGACACCCUUUCAGCUCAGUAAUGAGAUCACCUCUGGGGCUCACCCUUCAGCCAAAGAUUAAACAGACCCCAUGCAAAAGGGGUGCCCCAGCCCAGGGGCAGGGACUGGAAGGCAGGAGGGAACAGGAAAGCUGGUAAUAGGGAACCCACGGUUGAGAAGGGAGAGUGUUGACAUGUCGUGGAGUUGUUAACCAAUGUCAUACAACAAUGUGUGUACUGUUUGAUGAGAAACUAGUUUGUUCUGUAAACCUUCAUCUAAAGUAUAAUUUAAAAAACAAAAUAAAAAAUUGGGUGUUCUGGCUUAUGUUCAAAGUUUUAGAUUCACCUAUCGUAAAGUGGAGUGGAAGUUAGGACAAUGUUCACGUAAUGAACUCUUCCUUCUGCCGACAAAAAAAUACUUUGUCCCUGAAGGAAUUUAUUAAGAGCAAAGCAAAGAAAGCACAGAUAAAACGUGUUAUUUCGUGCAGUGCACACUCGAUAACCUUGCCAUUUCUCAUCUAACUUAGCACUGGGAACCAGAAUCACAGAGCUGUGUAUUAACACGCUUGAAUUUAAAAAUGACAUCACUCUCUGAUAGAAAUUGAGUCUGAAUUGACUGACUGGUUUGACAGUGGGAACUGGCUUUGCUAAUUAGGUUAUAUAGCAAAUAUUUUGCAAACGUGAAUAAGCUAAAAGUACAGCUACAGAUUUUUGAGGAAAAUAUAUUUCAAGCAUACAACCAGUUGAAAGCAACUAUUCGAAAAAGUAUAUAGCAAAGGCAUGUUGAAAAUGCUAAUUUCACCAGCUUUUUCUGAGUAUAUCAGGUUAAACAAGGUGACUCCUACUAAAAGAGUGACUGGUAUAAUUGAUAGUUAUUUGAUAAACUUUAGUAAAGUCUUUUUUGGCAUGCUUCCCAGAAAAUCGGAAACAGAAUACCUCUGACUUUUGCAACACAGGUGGUUUCAAAUUCCUUGCUUUCAGCCAAAAAAAAAAAAAAAGGAAAAUCAAA